Nerophis ophidion (straightnose pipefish) is the source of this 6076-nucleotide messenger RNA. RefSeq names its product Rac/Cdc42 guanine nucleotide exchange factor (GEF) 6 (gene arhgef6). The transcript is spliced from 22 exons. Gene Ontology annotation, molecular function: guanyl-nucleotide exchange factor activity; protein binding. NCBI's taxonomy places the organism in Eukaryota, Metazoa, Chordata, Actinopteri, Syngnathiformes, Syngnathidae. Bases 128 to 2416 code for a protein of 762 amino acids. The record is from RefSeq and is a predicted model, not a curated record.
UCCACCGCCACCCCUCCUCUCCUCUCCCCUGACGCCUCUCGCCCAGCUUCAAGCAGAAGUGCGGGCUCAACACUUGCAAACUGCAGCCGGCGGCCAUGAGCGCCUUUUAGCGGGCGGUGACGGCGCCAUGAACCCGGAGGAGCAGACCGUGACGUGGCUGAUCUCGCUGGGGGUGCUGGGCUCCCCCAAGAAGACCAUCGCCGACCCGCAGGAGUUCCUGCAAGCCUCCCUGAAGGAUGGCACCGUCCUGUGCAGGCUGGCAGAGCGCCUGGUGCCGGCCUUCUCUGCCAAGUACUGUUCGGAUCCCCGAAGCGAGGCUGACUGCAUCGGAAACAUUUGGGAGUUUUUACGAGGAUGUUCGUCCUUGAAAGUGGAGGGGUUUGAACCCGAGUGUUUGUACAGCGGGGAGAACUUCGCCAAAGUCUUGACCACUUUGCUGGCCGUCAACUUUGCUACACAAGACAGCGCUGCAGAGAGAUCAUGUCCGCAACCUCAUAGUCAGUCCAGCUCCUCGGCCAAGUCCAAAGGCUCUCUGCGGCGCCAGUCCAAGCCAGCGGAGAUGUCCGAGAACGGGCAGCUGGUGGUGAAGGCCCGCUUCAACUUCAAGCAGAACAACGAGGACGAGCUGUCCUUCAACAAAGGGGACGUGAUCGUGGUGACGCGGCAGGAGGAAGGCGGCUGGUGGGAAGGCAGCCUGGGCGGGAAGAGCGGUUGGUUCCCCAGCAACUACGUGCGCGAGAUCAAGUCCUGCGAGAAGCCAUUGUCUCCUAAAGGAAGCCAGCUGACCAAAAGCUACUACAGCGUGGUGGUUCAGGACAUCUUGGAACACGAGCGAGAGUUUGUCAAAGAGCUGCAGACGCUGCUCACUUGCUACUUGCGACCGUUACAAGCCAGCGACAGGCUGAGCAGUGCAGACAGCGCCACCUUGUGUGGAAACCUGGAGGAGAUACUCACCUUCCAGCAGGGCUUGUGUGCCACCUUAGAGGAAUGUACCAAAGUCCCUGAGGGUCAGCAGCACCUGGCGGGAUGCUACCUGAACGUCUCGUGUCAGAUCAAGUCUCUGUACCUGGCCUACUGCUCCAGCCACCCUUCGGCGGUCUGCAUCCUCACUGACCACAGCGAGGAUCUGGACAAGUGGAUGGAGAGCCAAGGAGCCAGCGCUCCAGGCGUCCUGACGCUCACCAGCAGCCUCAGCAAGCCCUUCAUGAGGCUGGACAAGUACCCCACUCUGCUGCAGGAGCUGGAGAGACACGUGGAGGAAGGCCACCCGGACUUCCCAGACAUGGUCAAGGCGACUGCAGCAUUCAGGAGCUUGGUGGUGCAGUGCCAGGACCUGCGGAAGCGCAAGAACCUGGAGCUCCAGAUCUUGUCAGAGACGGUGCGCGGUUGGGAGGGAGACAGCAUGAAGAGCCUGGGUCACGUGGUCUACAUGUCCCAGGUCCACUUGAGGAGUGGCUCCAGCGAGGACAAGGACGAGCGCUACUUGAUGCUUUUCCCCAACCUUCUGCUGAUGUUGUCCUCCAGUCCACGCAUGAGCGGCUUCAUUUACCAGGGAAGGCUGGCGUUGACUGGCACCACGGUGACGAGGCAUGCGGAGGACGCUGACGGUGCACACUUUGCCUUCGACAUCACAGGAAGCGUGACGGAGCGCCUCACCGUCUUCUGCAGCAGCGCCGGCGAGCUGCAGGAGUGGCUGGAGCACCUGCAGCCGUUUAGUAAAGGCGGCAGCCCCGCCGGCACCAUCUUGAAGAGCGUGGAGAGCAAGUCACUGAGCACGGUGGGCGCCCCCACCCACUUGUCACACCUCGGCAGCUUCAGCGCCACGAGCCGUGGGCCCCUGGAACCGCCUAAAAGCAGCAAGCCCUGGUCGCUCAGCUGCCUGCGCCCAGCGCCGCCCCUUAAGGCGUCCGCCGCCCUGGGCUACAAGGAGAGGAUGUCUUAUAUCAUGAAGGACUCCAGCAAGAGCCCCCGCCCCAUCAAGAAGUUCCUGCCUGGAAACAGGAAGAAGGAGAGGAAGCCUUCUGAUGACGAGCUUCACACCAGGAAAAGCACGGUGGCUCUGGAGGAGGAUGCUCAGAUCCUGAGAGUGAUUGAGGCCUACUGCACAGGAGCCAGCCUGCACUCUGCUACCACAGCGGUACGUAAAGACUGCAGCCCGCAGGUUCUUCUUCCAGAGGAGGAGAAGAUCAUCGUGGAGGAGAUGAAGAGCAACGGCCAGACGGUCAUCGAGGAGAAGAGCUUGGUGGACGCCGUCUACGCCUUAAAGGAUGAAGUCCACGAGCUGAAGAAGGAGAACAAGUGGAUGAAACAGUUCCUGGAGGAGGAGCAGAAGUCCCGCAAAGAACUGGAGAGGGCGGUCCGGAAACUGGCCAAGCAGAAGAACGACUGCACCUGGGAUGAGGGGGUCGGCCAUUGAACGCACGCACACACACACACACACACACACACACAGACACACACACACACACACACACACACACACACGCCACUCCAUAGCAUGUUAUAUUAGCAUAAUGCUAGCUGUCCAAUGAAAGGCUCGUCUAUUGUGUGCAAUCCCGGAAGAUACACACUUCCCAUUGGUCAGCAUCUUUAGCGACUGGACGUGAUGUCAUCACCAGAUCAAGUUAUUUGGAGGGAGAAAAAAAAAAAAGCUUGCAUAUUAUAAGUUAAAAAUACAAAAACGAAAGCUAUUUGUUUUGGCGUUUUCACACGCUUCUGUUACCACGGCAACCAUUUUUACCUUGCGCUGCCAGGACCCUGGUCAGGAUCAGCUUCGAUGUGAUUUUUCACCUUUUGGACUCAUAUCACAGCAUAAUGUUGGGUUCCACCAAACUGCUCCAUAAGAGGCCAGGUGGGCACGCGGAGGCGUGUGGGACUUAUGGGACUCGAACCCGGGUUUGAUUUUUGACCAUUUUUUCCCAAUUUUGCUGACUAUUCCCACAUUUCUCCCCGCCUUCCUGUAUGACUUGGCUUGCAUAUUUUGGACAUCCCGGGACUUGCGCGGCAGGACUAGCGGGACUCGAACUCAGGUGUGAUAUUUGAACAUUUUUCUGAAUUUUGACGUCUAUUCUCAACCCCCCUUCCCGUGUGACUUGGAUGGGCCCAAAAUGUCCAAAACGCGCCCAGAAUUGUCCCAUGGGGUAGGAGGGGGAGAACAUUUGGAAAAGUUGGCAAAAUUCCCCAAAAUGUUUAAAAAUCACACCCGAGUGAGUCCGAGUCACACAAGUCCCGCCGCUGGCUACGAAAGUCCCGGGAUGCCCAAAAUGUCCAAAACGCACCCAGCAAUGUGCCACAAGGAGGGCAAAAGGGGGUCCAAAAAAUGUCCAAAAUACCUACCCAGGUUCAAGUCCCGCAAGUCCUGGGAUGCCCAAACUGUCCAAAACACACCCAGAAUUGUCCCAUGGGGUAGGAGGGGAGAACAUUUGGAAAAGUUGGCAAAAUUCCCCAAAAUGUUUAAAAAUCUCACCCGAGUGAGUCCGAGUCACACAAGUCCCGCCGCUGGCUACAAAAAUCCCGGGAUGCCCAAAAUGUCCAAAACGCACCCAGCAAUGUGCCAGAAGGAAGGGAAAAGGGGGUCCAAAAAAUGUCCAAAAUACCUACCCAGGUUCGAGUCCCGCAAGUCCUGGGAUGCCCAAACUGUCCAAAACGCACCCAGCAAUGUCCCACUGGAAGGCAGGUAGAAAAGUCGGCAAAAGUCCCAAUUUUGUGCAAAAUACUUCCCCGGGUUCCAAUCCCACGAGUCCCGCCAGACGCCGGCAUGUCCAAAAUGUCCAAAACACAGCCAGCAAGGGUGCACAGGAAAGCAGGGAAGAAGAGAGGAAAAGGCGGCCAAAAUGGUCAAAGGUCCCAAUUUUGUCCAAAAUACCUUCAGUCCCACGAGUCCUGGGAUGCAAAAAACGUCCAUAACACACCCAGCUGGGUCCCACGGGGUGGGGGUGGGGGGGUGGUUGUGUUAAAAGUCAGCAAAAGUCCCAAAAAUGUCAGAAAUACCUACCUACCCAGGUUCCAGUCCCACAAGUCGUGCAAGUCCCGGGAUGUCCAAAACGCGCCCAGCCAAGUCUCAAGGGGAGGCGGGUAGGAAAGUGAGAAAAGACACAAAAAUGUUCAAAAAUCACACCCAGGUUCGAUUCCCGCCGCCGGCCGCACGAGUCCCGUGUUUUUUACCAUUCUAACAACACAUGCUGUUCAAAAAGGAUUUAUUUGCUGUCAUAUAUAUAUAUAUAUAUAUAUAUAGUUAUUUUUUCAUAAAAUAGGAAAAUAGAUCCCCACCUGUGCUCUUUAUUAAAAUUAAUGCUGUCAAAUGAUGCAUUUUUUAUAAUCAGAUUAAUCACGAUUCAUUUCGGCAUAGCUCGGUUGGUAGAGUGGCCGUGUCAGCAACUUGAGGGUUGCAGGUUCGAUUCCCGCUUGUACCAUCCUAGUUACUGCCGUUGUGUCCUUGGGCAAGACACUUUACCCACCUGCUCCCAGUGCCACCCACACUGGUUUAAAUGUAACUUAGAUAUUGGGUGACACUAUGUAAAGCGCUUUGAGUCACUUGAGAAAAGCGCUAUAUAAAUAUAAUUCACAUUACAGUUAAUUACUCACUUUAAUUAACUCAAAGACCCCAAUAUUUGGACAAACAUGCACAUUUAUUGUCACAAUGUCAAACUGGAAUAUUUUUCUAAAUGUUUUCCUUAAUUGCGCAUCAUUUAUUUUGUUUGACCUAAAGUCCCGGGUGGCUUUAUUUUGUAAGGAAAUAAACUAGCGAGCAGAAGUCAUUCGUGUAUGAUCACUGACCAGGUCACCCUGAUCGCAGACCAGGUCACCCUGAUCGCAGACCAGGUCACCUGAUCGCCGACCAGGUCUCCUGAUCGCUGACAGUUUUUACACAUUUAAGCAAAAUUGCUUACCUUUGGUGCACCGUGAAACCCUGUCUGCCCCGAGAGACCCAGGUCUUGGAUGUUGACCACAGCGCUCUUACCCAGAUGUUCGUGACGCCAAUUUUAUGUGGUGGCUGGUACGUUGACAACAAUUUUAUGUGGUUGAAGAGUCCCAAUCUUAAACAGGAACAAUAGAGAAUUUGUUACAACAGUUUUAAUUACUCACAAUCAGAUAGUACAAAGUUGGAUUGAAUCGAUAUGAAAACAGACAAUGUCUUAGAACAGGGGUGCCCAUUACGUCGAUCGCGAGCUACCAGUCGACCGCGGGGGGUGUGUCAGUCGAUCUCCAGCCAGGCUUUAAAAAAAAAUAGACCUAAAAAUUAGUGAUUCACAAUCUUCACCAAGACGUCACUUAAAUGACAUUCACGGUACCGGAGGGUCUUGUGAGAUGACGCUGGCUGCUGCAAGAUCAUUAUUGAAGGUAAAGCUGAUAUUUUCAGGUGAUGGAUCACAUGAGUUAACAGCCCUGAAUAAAAUAUACAGUUUAACUAACAUCUGAAAAUAAAGCUUCUUACUUACUCGAAUAAAAUAAAAUAUAUGAUAACUAUAUUUGAGCAAACUAAUGACUUUUGGAUUUUUUGAAACAUAAUUUAUUUAUUGCUUAUUCAUGUAUUUGUGCUUUCUCUUUUUGAGGCGCAAAAAAACCCAGGAAAUAUUCCUAAAUAGGAUUGUGGGCGGUGCAAAAAAAAAAGAAAAAUAAUAUUAGCUCAAAAAAGUAGUUUUUUUAAUGCAAAUAAUUAGAAGUGAGAUGUAUUUAAAAAGUGCCUCCAGACGAGGUUUUCAAGCUAUUGUGCUUAUUUUCUACUGGCGGUGGUCCCGGAGGGUUCUGGAAGGCCAUAGUUGACCUGCUAGAGUUGGCGGCAGAUCAAUAUUUAUGUAGAAAGACAGAUUGUAGACAAUCGUACUGAGUAGGUCCUGAUUUCACGCCACUGUCCGCCGGUGUUUGGUACGACGCUUGCUGUCUGCGAGGAGGCGGCGCUCCACUUCCUGUACAGUUGCUCCGCCCCCUGCAGCCUCGCCGAGCACUUAACUGCAGGGGGGCUCCUUCUUGUCCAAACUAUGCAAUUGUUGUUAAGACUGUUGGUUUGUUUUUCUAAGCACUCUGUACUUUACGGUGCCCUUCUUUUCAUUAAAACAAGAUAUUCUUGGAAAGGAAA